Molecule: messenger RNA, 2858 nt
Organism: Brassica oleracea var. oleracea
Lineage: Eukaryota; Viridiplantae; Streptophyta; Magnoliopsida; Brassicales; Brassicaceae
Product: phosphoinositide phosphatase SAC5-like
Exons: 16
Coding region: 224-2560 (778 amino acids)
Biological process (GO): phosphatidylinositol dephosphorylation
Cellular component (GO): intracellular membrane-bounded organelle
Molecular function (GO): phosphatidylinositol-3,5-bisphosphate 5-phosphatase activity
Source: RefSeq, a predicted model, not a curated record
UGAUUUUUUUUUAAACAAGUCGUCUCUUCUCUCUUCCUCCCCGACCUGGUCACUCUUUUAUCUAAUAGUCUUCCUUCGUCGUCGUUAUCAAAUUCCGAGAUUCUUCUGAGAAUCUCGUUUUGAUCUUGACGAUCAAUUUCUCUGUAUCGACCGGUUCGAAAUCGGGGUCAAACCGGAUCCGAGCAUUCUCCAGGUUCGGAAUUUUCAAAAUUAAUUUGGUCUGAUGGGAUCGGAGCCUCGGGAUGAGCCGAGGCGCAAACUGGUUGACUUGCCCUUUCUUCACAAAUUCAAGCUCUACAGCACUCACACGAAUUAUUACCUGAUUGGAAGAGACGAGAACAAGACCUUUUGGAGGAUUCUCAAGAUUGAUCGAACCGACCCAACAGAGUUGAAUCUGUUCGAGGAUCCUACAAGGUAUACGCAUGACGAAAUCGUCCAACUUAAAAAAUGGAUUAGUCGAGGGAACCAGAAGUUUGGUGGCCUUAAAGCAGAGACUACUUGCUAUGGAAUCAUCGGGUUUGUGAGAUUCUUGGGGCCUUACUACAUGCUGGUGAUUAAAAGAAGAAAGAAAGUGGGCGAGAUCUGCGGCCAUGCUGUUUAUGGUAUAGCAGAGACUGAACAGAUCAUGAUCCCAUAUCCUUCCCCUGAGACAAGAGUGGCUAAUUCUUUAGCCGAGAGAAGGUACAAGAAUCUCCUAAAAAUGGUGGAUGUUAGAACAAACUUCUACUUCAGCUACACAUAUCACCUCAUGUAUACGCUCCAGACGAACGUAUGCAACACUGAGAGUGGAGAGAUUCAUGACGAAACCAUGUUCGUGUGGAAUGAAUAUUUAACACAUGGGAUCAGAAGGAUCCUCCAGAAUACCGUAUGGACAGUUUCACUUGUAUACGGAUUCUUUCAACAGACUAAGUGUUCAGUAUCUGAUGAAGAGUUUGUAUUCACUGUCAUUGCUCGGCGUUCACGCCAUUAUGCUGGUACAAGAUAUUUAAGGCGUGGUAUAAAUGACGCAGGCAACGUAGCCAAUGAGGUUGAGAUAGAGCAGAUUGUUACCAAAGAGGUUCCAGAGGGUCAGAAAGUCCCAAUGACAUCAGUUGUGCAGAUGCGAGGCUCCAUACCGCUAUUUUGGUCACAGGAGACAUCUGUGUUCACCCCACAACCCGACAUAAUAUUGAACAAUAAGGACGUGAAACACGUGGCCACUCGACGCCAUUUUGAGAAUCUGAAACAGAGAUAUGGAAGGCUGAUAAUCAUCCUGAAUCUUCUAAAGACAGGAAAGCAUAGAGAGAGCAUCUUACGAGCAGAGUUUGGAAAGGCAAUCUCGUCUAUCAACAAAGGCACCACGAGGGAGAACCAUUUAAAGGCAAUCCAUUUUGAUCUGAACAAACACUACAAAAGUGGAGCUGAUGGUGCAUUUGAGCAUUUGUGUAACUACGGGAAGAGAGCAUUGGAAUUAAUUAACUUGUUUUUCUGUGAAGCUCCUUUAGGUGUAGGAGCUGAAGCUGUAAUUAACGACUCAUUUUUCAAUAACCCUAUUAUGAAUGAGGAUGAAGAGGAAACUAGUCCAGAAGAAGAAGCUUUGAAGGCAGAUAUAUUUUCGCUUCAAAAUGGGGUCUUGAGGUCAAACUGCAUAGACUGCUUGGAUCGUACCAAUGUUGCUCAGUACGCCCAUGGAUUGGUAGCUCUUGCUCAACAGCUGCAUCUAUUAGGUAUCACUGGACCUCCUAUCGUCGACAAAAACAAUCCCCUGGCAAAGAAAUUGAUGGAAGCUUACGAAAAAAUGGGUGAUGCAAUUGCAAUGCAGUAUGCUGGCUCGGAUGCACACAUCAAGAUGUUUAGUGCUCUGAGAGGUGACUGGAACAUGAUGAUGAAGCACCGUGAUAUGAUUACAGCUGUGCGUCGCCACUACAACAACGCUUAUAUGGACAGUGAGAAGCAGAAUGCCAUCAAUAUGUUCUUGGGGCAAUCUGGGCCUCAAUUGGGGAGGCCAGCCCUAUGGGAGUUGCGGUCUGACCAGCACAACACUGGAAACCUAGAUAUAGAAAACCUGAGGCCAAGAAUUUCGAGAUCCUUUUCUGAUAACCUCCUCUUGGAGGGUUUGGAUAUUGAGGAGCUGAUAAACGAAAAUCCUCAGCCUUCACGUGAAGGAUUAAACGGUGGCUGGGAAACUAAUUCAGAAGUUGGAUUCUUUGAGCCAGAACCAGCUUCUCCAAGCGUCCACUUUGAAGAUCAUUUGAGAGGAACAGGAUCCAAACAGAUGUUUCCAGACAGUGGCUCUACGUCUGAUUCUCAAGGGCUGGAUGAUGUACCUGGCUUUUCACACUCGUACAAUGCUAAGUUCACCACCGCAGAUGAAAUGUUUGAACGUUGCAGCUCCAUGUCGUCAGAUAACAUGUUCAGCGACAUAGCCGAGUCCUUCACUUCUACAACUGGCACGGACCAUUUUGAGUUUCUUCCAGGUCCGAGUCAAACAGAAGGUGAAUAUGUUUUAGUACCUGGCUUCUCAAAUGAGUUCUAUCACUGGGUGCAACACGGAAGAGCAUUUUCAAGGGUGUGGAGAUGAAACUGUGGUAUGCAGCGGAAGGUAACGCUGGUUACUUGGCACAUACGGAAGGGUUGGGCGGGCAUGAUAACGUGAAGCACACGAUAACAGCCACAUCUUUGUAAAUACCCGACUCAGCUUUGUAAAGAUCCUCCCCGUUUGUUGUUUCUCCUUUUUUUUUUCCUACCAAAAUUGAUUUCUAUCUUCUUUUCUUUAUCACCCACAAACUUUGAAUUUUGUUUGUUUUAAUUCUUGGAAUAUAGAGAGGGUUUGGUUUGGUAAAUUUUGUAGUCGUUUGUUGUGGCCCAAUGCUCAAUAA